This is a messenger RNA of Medicago truncatula (barrel medic), 692 nucleotides long. RefSeq names its product gibberellin-regulated protein 1. NCBI's taxonomy places the organism in Eukaryota, Viridiplantae, Streptophyta, Magnoliopsida, Fabales, Fabaceae. Bases 98 to 400 code for a protein of 100 amino acids. The transcript has 3 exons. The record is from RefSeq and is a predicted model, not a curated record.
AAAUACCAGCUCAUCUUAUUUCUCAUUUCACAGCUCUUCUCAAAAAUAUAAAAACUUAGUUCAUAUAUAUUCCUUCCUUGCAUAUAUAUAGCUAAUCAUGGCUUUCUCUAAGUUUCUAGCUGCUUCCCUUCUUGCAUCACUCCUCCUUCUUCAUCUUGUUGAUGCAACAGAUCAAUCAGCGCAGGCAUAUUCACAGGGUUCUCUUCUUCGGAAAAUAGAUUGCAAUGGAGCAUGCGUUGCAAGGUGUCGUUUAUCAUCGCGACCAAAAUUGUGCCAUAGAGCUUGCGGGACUUGUUGCAGAAGAUGUAACUGUGUGCCACCUGGCACUGCUGGCAACCAAGAAAAGUGUCCUUGUUAUGCCAGCCAGACUACCCGUGGUGGCAAACCCAAGUGCCCUUAGAAACAAAAACUACCUUAAUUGGAAUUUGGACUUCCACAUCGACCAUAAAUAUCCAAACCGUUACCAUGCAUGCAUGACAAUAAAUAAAUAUUCCUUGGUCAUUGUCAAAACAAAACAAAAAAUCCUUUGGUUCCCAAGUGCCCUUUCAAUACCCGUUGAAUUAUCGAAUGUGAAUUUAAAAAGUUAAUAAUCUUAUUUGUGUGAUCUCUUUCAAUUGUUGUCUGUUGUAUUUACUUUAUUUUUGUACCACCUAUCAUUUGUAUUAACGAGAAAUUAUUGUUUGACGUUGUUA